AUGGGAGCCGGGAAACCCUUUCCCCAGGGUGACGAAAGGGAUUCUUACGUUGUUGAAUUUGAAGGAUGCGAUGAUCCCCAAUAUCCCCAGAACUGGCCAUUUGGAUUCAAAUCAGGAUCAGUCAGCUUCGCAUUCGGCCCUAUUCUAUGGGGCCCUGGCUCUGAGCUUACGGGGCGCCGACUACCGCUAAUGAUCUCUAUGUUCGGGUUUUCUAUCUUUGCUGUUGCCGCCGCUACAUCAAAGGACUACCAAACCCUUAUGCUGACCCGGUUCUUUAGCGGCUUCUUCGCCGCCGGGCCUUUAGCGAUCGUCCCAGCCUGCUUCGCCGAUAUGUACGACGAUAGUCAAAGAGGAAUCGCCAUUACCGCUUUUGCUAUGGCUGUAUUUAUAGGCCCUUUCGCCUCGCCCUUUGUCGGUGGCUUUAUUGCCGAUAGUCACCUCCGAUGGAGAUGGACAAUGUAUAUUGCGUCUAUCAUGGGCUGGCUUAGUACAGUCUUAACCCUCUUUAUAAGGGAAAGCUACGCCCCUAUUAUCCUUGUUGCUAAAGCCGGACGUGUUCGUCGGGAGACUAAGAAUUUUGCUAUUCAUGCUCGGCAGGAAGAGAUCGAAGUUGACUUUCGCGAUCUUGUUAGGCAAAAUUUCUCUCGCCCGCUUCGAUUACUAUUCACCGAGCCUAUUAUCUUCCUUAUUACGAUAUAUAUGUCAUUUAUUUACGGACUAAUCUACCUUUUUCUGGGAGCAUACCCAAUCGUCUUCCAACAAGUACAUGGGAUGGACGAGGGUAUCGGUGGUCUACCAUUUAUUAGUCUCAUUAUCGGCCAAUUAUGCGGGGGUAUCUACAUCAUGAUCGACCAAGUUCAAUAUAAGAAGAAACUCGCAUUGAACCACGGAGUUCAGAUCCCGGAAUGGAGAUUACCGCCAGUCAUUGUUGGCGCGAUUACCUUCGCUAUCGGUCUCUUCUGGUUUGGUUGGACAGGCUAUACUAAUAAGAUCCACUGGAUGGCACCCGCCGCCAGUGGAUUAGUGACUGGAUUUGGGAUCCUAUGCAUUUUUCUUCAGUGCUUCAACUAUAUUAUUGACACUUAUCUUAUGUUCUAUAACAACAAUCAAACUAACCAGGGUUAUCUGACCAGCGCGGCAUCUGCCAUUGCAGCCAACAGUCUCCUUCGAUCACUCUUCGGCGCAGGAUUCCCAUUGUUCGCCGACCAGAUGUUCAACAACCUUAAAAUACAAUGGGCGGGCACACUUCUUGGAUGUCUCGCGACGGUCAUGGUCCCGAUUCCUGUUGUCUUCUACUUCUAUGGCCAUAAAAUUCGAGGUUGGAGCAAAAAGUCGGGGAAAUAA
This is a messenger RNA of Exophiala bonariae, 1344 nucleotides long. RefSeq lists its product as uncharacterized. NCBI's taxonomy places the organism in Eukaryota, Fungi, Ascomycota, Eurotiomycetes, Chaetothyriales, Herpotrichiellaceae. The transcript is spliced from 4 exons. Gene Ontology annotation, cellular component: plasma membrane. Gene Ontology annotation, biological process: transmembrane transport. The coding region runs from base 1 to 1344 and encodes 447 amino acids. The record is from RefSeq and is a predicted model, not a curated record. Gene Ontology annotation, molecular function: transmembrane transporter activity.